UAUUUGAAAGAACCCGGAAUUUCAUUCCAUUCUUUUCAUUUGUUUCUAAAACCCUGUAGAACUGCCUAGGAUUGUGACCUGUGAUGCCCAGGAACUCUGUUCUGUUAGUUGAACUCCAUCCUGAAUUGUGGGAAAACUGGGUUUCUGUCCUGUCAACAUUGUGGCUGAUGAAGCCUUUGUUUUCUGCUUGUCUUUUCCCCAAGGAGAUGAUAGAAAGUGACAUCUCAUCCAUAAUGUCAGGAAUUAUUCGAAACUCAGGGCCAAAUCACUACCCAGCUCCACAGGAAUACAGGUACUGCCCAUGGGAUUCACCCACUGCCAGAGAUUUGACUCCAUGUUGGUGUUCAAGAACCUCGUUUUUAAAAGCCCCCUCCAACCACUCAGGGGCUUUGAAGGAUGUCUCUCCUGAGAAACCUGCCAGCAGGGAGUCACCUCCAUUCCGCCAGUGUCCAGCAGAGCAGUGGAGGCAAUGGGGAGCUACACCAGGGCUCCUGCCUUCCACCAGUGAUGAUGAACUCCCUGGGGACCUGCAGUCCCUGUCAUGGCUCACAGCUGUGGACGUGCCUCGGCUGCAGCAGAUGGCGAGUGGCCGCAUGAACUCCGGAAGCCAUGGCGUACCACAUCCACACCCAGGUGCCCUGCCUGGGUCAGCUGGCCUGCAUAUGGGAGCUGCCCCAGGGCCCCUGCUCCACAGCCCAGCUGCCAUGGCGCCCCGAGGCAUGCUGGGUCUGGGCCCCAUGACUAGCCACAGGGGCAGUCAGAUGAGCCAGUUCCCAGUCAGGGGCCAGCCAUCAUCCAGCCUGCGGGAUGUACCACAGCUCUACUCCCCUGCCAUCCAAGCACAGUUCCCACUGCCCUCUGGGGUCCAGCAGUGUCCUUCUAUGGGCCUCUACAGCUCCUCGUUUGGGGCACGGCCUUCCUAUCCCCAGGCCCACAUGGCAGUGCAUUCGUCUCAGGAACUGCAUCCCAAACACUACCCCAAGCCCAUCUAUUCCUACAGCUGUCUAAUCGCCAUGGCCCUGAAGAACAGCAAGACAGGAAGCCUGCCUGUGAGUGAGAUCUACAGCUUUAUGAAGGAGCACUUCCCUUACUUCAAGACGGCUCCCGACGGUUGGAAGAACUCCGUGCGGCACAACCUGUCCCUCAACAAGUGCUUUGAGAAGGUGGAGAACAAGAUGAGCGGCUCCUCACGAAAGGGCUGCCUCUGGGCCUUAAACCUGGCCCGCAUUGAUAAAAUGGAGGAGGAGAUGCACAAGUGGAAGAGGAAGGACCUGGCCGCCAUUCACCGGAGCAUGGCCAAUCCGGAGGAGCUGGACAAGCUGAUCUCGGACCGGCCAGAAAGCUGCCGGCGCCCUGGCAAACCAGGGGAACCCAAGGCCCCUGUGCUGACUCAUGGCACCUCAGUGGCCGUGGCCCACAGCUGCCUGCCUGUCUCCCAGCUCCCACCACAGGCACUGAUGACCCUGUCCCUGCAGUCCGUUCCCCUGCACCACCAGGUCCAGCCCCAGGCACAUCUGACCCCAGACUCCCCGGCGCCAGCCCAGACCCCACCUCUGCAUGCCUUGCCAGACAUGAGCUGCAGCCCCAUCUCCCAGCCUGCCUCGGGCAGGGCCCCAAUGGACUUCAUCAACAUCAGCACUGACAUGAGCACUGAGGUGGAUGCCCUGGACCCCAGCAUCAUGGACUUCGCUCUGCAGGGGAACCUCUGGGAAGAGAUGAAGGACGAGGGCUUCAGCCUGGACACACUGGGGGCCUUUGGAGACUCCCCUCUUGGCUGUGAUCUGGGGGCCUCGGGCCUGACCCCUGUCUCUGGCAGCAGCGAGCAGCCCUUUCCAGAUGUGCAGGUGACUGGUCUGUAUGCUGCAUACUCUGCCCCGGACAGUGUGGCCUCGUCGGGAGCCACCUCCUCCUCCCAGUACCUGGGCACCCCAGGGAACAAGCCCAUAGCCCUACUUUGAGCUGAAGGACUCACCUGCCCCCAGACCUCUCCUGUAGCAGGCUUGGGCAUGAAGGACCCUCCUGGGUGUUUCUGGAAGAAAGGCCCCUUGCCCUCCCACAGGCCUCUCCUGAACAUUUGGUGAGGCUGCAGGCUGGUCAGGGAAGCAGGUCCUCUCAGCCAGGUUAUGCUCUCUGGGUUCCUACUGGGAGCUUCUGGGGCCCCUCCCAUGUUUGAAGGACCAAAGAGAGUCCAGCUCAGCAUGUCCCUUGCCUCCAGGACCUGAGAGGCAAGGAAGGCCUGGACAUGCUGAGGACAGGCCAACUCCAGCCGGGCUCCUGGCUGGCCCCCUCUGUGACCUGCAGCACUUAGGCACAGCAUGGAAACACUCAGUGGGAAGGCCCUUUACUUACUCUGGGUGUGUGUGUGGAGUGCUGAGCUGGCUGAAACCUCUCCCUCAGUGUCAGAGGAUGGGCUCAAGGCUGGGAGAGGGGCUGGCAACCCGUGGGACUUCUCCUGGACUGACCCUGCAAUGAUUCCUGCUGAGGCAGCUCCAGCCCCAUACUCCAGCCCCUAUAGUAUGAUAGGAUUUCAUAGCGCAGCCUCCUGGGCCAUGCCAGGCACUAAGACCACGUGUAAAUUUAUUUAUAUUUAUUGUGAUCCAUUUUGUUCCCCUGUGAACCCAGCCCGAGUAUGAGACUCCUCCAUCCCUCCACAUGUCCCAGCAAUCCUGUCCUAAAUUAUCAGUAAAUCACAUCUCUCACUGGUUCACCACUGCUUGGCAGCCUUGGGCUUCUUUUUAGAACAACCAGGCACUUUUGAGACCUGUGAAGCAUUCUAUUUUUAAUACUAGAGACCAGAGAUAUUUUUCUAACUGUCUAGUCAUGAUUCAGAUUACUUCCUAUGGGCACCUAAGAAGGAAGUCGCCAUGAUCUGGGGCUUGGGGACUUCCUAAAGGCCAAUGGGGCUGAGAAUGGGAGAAACAGGGCAGGGCACUUUUGGAACGGGGCCUUAGGACACCCCUAACCACUGGGAAGGAAAGUUGGUGGACUGGGAACCAUGAGCAGCUGGCCCACAUAGUGAGUGCAGUGCAAAAUAUUCAUUGGGACUUGUUGGCCUAUUUCUUUGGCUUGUGCCUGUUUUUACAUUUCUUCUUUUUGCCAAUGACUGAUUUUUCAAGUGGCAGGUUCUUGGGGGCCCUUGGAUAGUGGAGACAGUGGUGAGCUGCUGGGCACAGCUUUCCCAUUGGAGGCAGAAGCUGCUGCUCCCACAGCCAGGGCACCAACCUCCUCUCUCUGCCACCUGAUGUUUGGCUCUUGUGUCUAGGCUUCCCAAACCUAGAGCCAGGAUGCUCCGCCGAAUCACCAGGCCAGCCAGGUGACCUAUCUGUGAGGCUGACCUUAAGCCCUGGCUCGAAGGCCCAUCAUUAAGUCCAUUCAAGUUCUGGAACCUUCUGCUGAGUGUCAUGAUCUUUAGACAUAGCCCAGCAUGUCUGUCUGACCAGUACUGCUCAGCUACUUUGUGUACCAUGACCCCCAUAAGUUGUUUAAAUUGUUGUUAAUGAAGAGCCCGUGUUCAGGCAGCACCAAGGCUCUGUAGGUGUAGAACUGGAUGACUAAGUGUCUUCUGUCAAUAAAGGCUGAACGGCAGCUCUGUGGCUUGUGGUGAGCGGGGAAGGCAGCUGUGGGAAAAGGACACCACUCUUACCACUAAUGCCCAGUUUUCUGAUACCGGGUUCCCACUGGGAUGGGGGCUGGGAGU
Molecule: messenger RNA, 3697 nt
Organism: Heterocephalus glaber (naked mole-rat)
Lineage: Eukaryota; Metazoa; Chordata; Mammalia; Rodentia; Bathyergidae
Source: RefSeq, a predicted model, not a curated record